Messenger RNA from Symbiodinium sp. CCMP2592, 1695 nucleotides. Lineage: Eukaryota; Dinophyceae; Suessiales; Symbiodiniaceae. The record is from the annotation of a GenBank genome assembly.
AUGGCUCGGAUCCCGCCGGGACUGUUUCGAGCUACUACGUUGAAUCAGGCUAUGGCAGUGCUGCUGGACAUGCCUACAGUCCCAUGGACGACGGAGGCCUUUCACAGGAGCACAUGGGAGACGGAUCAGGUGGAUGCUUUCAUCAGCCAUUCCUGGCACUCCGGACCAUGGUUGAAGUGCUUUGCCCUGUGCUUCGACUAUAACCUGGGUCGGGCUGCUGUAGCCAGCGUGGCGACAUUUCUGCUCAGUUCGAUGUCGCUCUAUCUCUCAGCUGCAGGCGAUCAAUCUCACUAUGCUCAAGACGCCUUGGCAACGAGCGUGUGGGUGCUGCCCCUGACAGUUGACUUACCGAUGGUCGUUUUUUUCACGUUGUUCUUCUUUGGCCACUUAGUGGCCCAAGAACAGCCUACAUCUACAGUCUGGCUCGACAAGGCCUGCAUUUACCAGGUAGAACUUGAUGAAAAGCAGCAAGCCAUAGCAGCCCUACCCGACUUUCUGAAGCAAUCUGCCCGCGUGCUGGUGCUUUGGGACGAGACCUACUUUUCUCGACUCUGGUGCAACUUAGAAAUCGCCACUUUUGCGAGAAGCCAUCCUAAUCCUGGCGGAAUACGAAUAUUGAGCCGCUGGAUGGCUGUGUGGCUUCUGUCCAGCUUGCUGACCGCGUGGUUUGGCGUUCGCUUUGUAUGGCCAUGGUACAUGACGAUCAACGACACCGUUGAGCAAAGCUUCGUGGUCAGCUAUUUGAUGACUACGAGGACAGCCUUCGACUUCAUAGCACAUGCCAUGGUGGGUUUUAUUCCCAUCUUUGUUUGCCAGACGCCCGAGCAUACUGUGGCCGCCUUGGCUUUCACUUACAAGGCCAGGCAGAACAACAUCAUGCUGGAGCACUUUUCCAACUUCGAUGUGCGAAAUGCGCAGUGUACCGUGUCUGACGAUCGGCCGGCCCUCUAUGACCAGAUCGCCCGCUUGUUUGACGGCAUAGACGAAAUGCCGAUCAGCGUUGAGUUUGGGGCUCCAGAGAGUUUCGGCGAGCCCUUGACCUCGGACGUCGCCCGCGAGCCGAGCGAGCAGGUUGAGCUCCUCCGGAGCUCCCCGAGACUGCGUGGGAUUACCAGCUACCCAAGCCAAGAGGAGUGUUUGGUCAUGUUCAACGAAUACGUCAGAACAGAGCUUUGCAGCCAGAUCAUCGCUGAUUUGGGGGGCCCCUCGCAGUUCCGAUGGAAUCUGGCCAUACUAUCCUUCCUGCCACACUUGUUCUUCUUGAUUGAGUUUGAAUACCUCCAGUGUGAGCAAGCUGGUUGUGCAGUGCUUCCAAAGCUGUACGGCCUGGGCUCUAUCACGCAGUAUUGGCUCUUGGUCUUGAUGUUGUAUGCGUACAUCUGGGUGGUUCUGCUGCCAUUGUCCUGCCCCGGAAACAUUUGGCUUGUCAAUGCCAUUAGCCCCCACGGAGGCGGGCCCUUGAGAUGGCUACUGACCCUCCUCGUCGGCCCUUUCAUUAGUUUCUGCUCCGCCUUGGCCCAGUCCAUUUUCUGGGGGGCCGUAUCUGAACUGCUGAUGAAGGGAUGCUGUACCCUUCCUCUUCUGGUCUUGCUGUCGCUGUUGGCAGCCUCUGCCCUGCUCUGGAAAGCUGCCUUCCUCGAUCCCAACUGGACGCGCAAGUUGUCCACGCGUGCUUGCAUGCGCUGCGUUCCGUGA